AUUUUAAUACAGCAACAUUUAGGUUAGAAAACCACCGUGAAAGAGAUACAUACAACUUUAAGGAACUAAAAUGCCUCGAAUGAAAUGAUGUAAUUUUAGGUUGGUAACGUCGACUUGACGUGAGACAGAGAAAAAGAAGAAGAAGAAAAGAAGUAACAGUUUUACCUGGCACCCGAUCCGGCCCUGCUCCAACCCCCGAGACCGUCGGACCGAACUCCUCGGCAGAGGCAGCGGCGUGGAACGCAACACUUUUGUCCGUCCUGCGUCCGUGCCGGUGGUGGUGGUGGUGGUGGUCGUGGUGCCGAGAGAGCGCUGUCCGUGACGUCGUCACUCUCAGUCAGCCAUCGAGCGUUCGUUCGUCAGUGUGUGUGUGUGUGUAUGCGUGUGCAUCGACAGCGUCGACAAAACGAAGAAGCACGUUUCGGCCGCCGUUAGUUAGUUCCGCAGCUACGCUUGCCUGUUUCGGGUCGGUUCGCCCCGUGAUGUGAUGCCAAUGCCGAGUGCCGCGUGCUCUGUUCGAGGGGGGACGCCAGCGGAGUGAUUUCACGCUUUUUUCGGUGAUGUGUUGUGUGCCGGUGCUGCGACAACACGAUUCGGGUUUGGAUUAAUCGACGCAGGCUCGUUUAUGGGAUUAAGCGAUCAUGUUUAAAACGGGACCUCCACCUCAGGGUGGGCAAAUAAAGUUUACGAUAGCGGACACGUUGGAGCGGAUAAAGGAAGAAUUCAAUUUCCUGCAAGCCCAAUAUCAUACCUUGAAAUUGGAAUGUGAAAAAUUAGCGAGUGAAAAGACUGAAAUGCAACGGCACUACGUUAUGUAUUACGAGAUGUCAUAUGGCCUUAAUGUGGAAAUGCACAAACAGACUGAAAUAGCUAAACGCUUAAACGCAAUUAUCGCUCAAGUGCUGCCGUUCUUGGCCCAGGAACACCAGCAGCAAGUGGCGACGGCGGUGGAGCGGGCCAAACAGGUCACCAUGACGGAGCUCAACGCCAUCAUAGGGCAACAACAACAACAAGGUCUACAACAGUUGCUUCAACAGAUCCACGCGAUGCCGCACGGAGCCCACGGCCCCGGCCUGCCCAUGGGGCCGCAUCCGGGCCUGCCCGGCAUGGGUCCGGCGGCCGGCCUGCUCGGCUUCGGAGCGGGACUGGGCGGCGGCGUGCCCGGGGCGCCCGGAGGUCCGCAUUCGGUGCCCGGUGGGGCGCAUCCUUUGCUCAAGCCCGCCGAAAUGCACGGACGGGAGCCCGGCGAUCACAAAGGACCGGGAAGCACAACGGCAGAAGACCGAUUGAAUUCAGUGUCGCCAGGAGACAGGGAUAAAUACAGGUCAAGAUCGCCUCCAGAAGAAUCUUCGAUCAAGAGACGGAAAGAGGAUAAACUGGGACAUGAAAGCGACGGUGAAAAAAGUGAUCAAGACUUGGUUGUGGACGUGGCCAACGAGGAGGCCGCCUCGCCGCAUACGAACGGCGACCACCCGGUCCUGGGGAACCCGUCCGACAUCAGGGAGAACGGGAGCACCAACGGGGACAAGAUCAAAGUGGAGCGGCCACCGAGUCGGAGCGGAUCUUCUUCGUCCCGGAGCACGCCAUCCCUCAAAAGCAAAGACGAGAAACCCCUCACGCCCGGAUCGAAGCCGCGCUCGACGACGCCGAACAUGGGCUCGAGCUCGGGCAGCGGCUCGGGCGGGCCCAAGGUGGGCGGCGGCGGCCCGAUGGGCCAGUACCCGCCGUAUCCGGUGGGGGUGCGGCCGCCCGACCACCUCGGCCCCUACAACAACGUGGCGGGCUCGCCGUACGGUCGGCCGCCCAUGAUGGGCUACGACGGACAUCCGCACACCCGCGCCCCCGGCAUCGCCACGAACGGAAUGGGCGGCAUGGGCGCCGGAGGAAAACCUGCCUACUCUUUCCACAUGAACGGCGAGGGUCAACUGCAACCGGUGCCGUUCCCCACGGACGCGCUCAUCGGGCCGGGGAUCCCCCGACACGCGCGCCAAAUAAACACGUUGACUCACGGUGAAGUUGUUUGUGCUGUGACUAUUUCCAAUCCCACCAAAUAUGUAUAUACAGGAGGCAAAGGCUGUGUUAAAGUGUGGGAUAUCAGCCAGCCCGGUUCGAAGGCCCCCGUCUCGCAGCUGGACUGUUUGCAAAGGGACAACUACAUCAGAUCCGUGAAACUUCUGCCGGACGGAAGGACGCUGAUAGUGGGCGGCGAGGCCAGCAACCUGUCGAUUUGGGACCUGGCCAGUCCGACGCCCCGCAUCAAGGCCGAACUGACGUCGAGCGCGCCCGCCUGCUACGCCCUGGCCAUCAGCCCCGACUCGAAGGUGUGCUUCAGCUGCUGCAGCGACGGCAACAUCGCCGUGUGGGACCUGCACAACCAGUCGCUGGUGCGGCAGUUCCAGGGACACACGGACGGCGCCUCGUGCAUCGACAUAUCGUCGGACGGCACCAAACUGUGGACGGGCGGCUUGGACAACACGGUGCGAAGCUGGGACCUACGCGAGGGCAAGCAGCUGCAGCAGCACGACUUUAGUUCGCAGAUCUUCUCGCUCGGCUACUGUCCUACGGGAGAGUGGCUGGCGGUCGGUAUGGAGAACUCUCACGUCGAGGUGCUACACGCUACUAAGGCCGACAAGUACCAGUUGCAUUUGCACGAGAGCUGCGUGCUCAGCCUGAGGUUCGCCACCUGCGGCAAAUGGUUCGUGUCGACGGGUAAAGACAACUUGCUCAACGCGUGGCGGACACCCUACGGCGCCAGUAUAUUCCAGUCCAAAGAAUCAUCGAGUGUACUUAGUUGUGACAUUUCAACGGACGAUAAAUACAUUGUGACAGGUUCCGGGGACAAAAAAGCGACGGUCUACGAAGUGAUAUAUUAGUUAGCCGCGAGUGCUGAAAGUUUUUCGGGGGCCACCAUGAACUCGACACUCGACGACAUUCGACGACUCGAAAACAAACUGUUAUCGUACCUAAUUUUAGGGACAUUUUAAGCACAUUGACUGUUGAAAUAUUUUCUAUCACAUGACAAUUGAUUUAUUUUAAUAGACGACCUACCGACAGUCGGAUUGUAAAUGUAAAUUAUACAUGUAGGUAAAUGAAUUUUUAUUAUUUUCUGUUUCGUUCACAACCGAUGUGGUCUACGAGUGUAUUUAAUGAAACAAUAGGUAAACAAAAAACAAUUAUUUUCUUCUCAAUUUUAUUAGUAGUGAUUUCUGUAAAUAGACAACAUUAAAAUAAUAAACAAUCAAUACAUGUCUUGUCUGUUUAUUAAAUGUUCCCGCUCUUUCGCUACAACCACCGACACUUGACACCAAAACUACCCCACAAAGGCACUAACCGUUUUUUAUUAUUAUUGAUUGGCAGAAGAAUUAGUGGUAAUGGUAAUUAGUGACGAGUAGAAAAAUGUAUGAUAUGUUCGUUCAGCGGCCUACAACAAACAAAAUUGUUUUAGUCUCGGUGUCGUGGCGAAGGAGAGGCUUGUUAAUCUCAUUUUUGUUGUCUAUAUUGCCCCAAAUCUCCUACUGCAAUAUAUAUUUUUAAUGACAUAAAUGAUUUUAUAUAUGGUAUUUAUAAAAAAACACCGAUUUUGUUAUUUGUUUACUCUGAAAAAUAUUGUUACUAUGUGUGUGAAUUAGAUGUCAAGAAAAGACAACACAAAGUGAUUCAAUUAACGACUAUUUAGACUUUUUUGUUCAUUUCUUGAUGUUAACAUUACAAAUACAAAAAAGGACGUAGCAUAUUUUUCGUAAUUGAAUAAAAUUAUAUUACAAUUUA
Messenger RNA from Aethina tumida (small hive beetle), 3768 nucleotides. RefSeq names its product protein groucho (gene gro). Gene Ontology annotation, biological process: regulation of DNA-templated transcription; negative regulation of canonical Wnt signaling pathway. The record is from RefSeq and is a predicted model, not a curated record. Bases 642 to 2873 code for a protein of 743 amino acids. Gene Ontology annotation, molecular function: transcription corepressor activity; protein binding. The transcript has 14 exons. Gene Ontology annotation, cellular component: transcription regulator complex; nucleus. NCBI's taxonomy places the organism in Eukaryota, Metazoa, Arthropoda, Insecta, Coleoptera, Nitidulidae.